AUGACAAAGGUGACCGGAGAAGAAAGUGUCACUCUUGAUCUUCUCAAGGGAAAAAUGGCCGAGUUUGCUAAGGAAAGGGACUGGGACCAGUUUCACAGCCCCAGAAACCUGCUUCUCGCUUUGGUAUGUUCUUGUUUCUUUCCUUCUUUUGAUGAUUCUCAGGUGGGUGAAGUUGGAGAACUAUCGGAGAUAUUUCAGUGGAAAGGAGAGGUCCCAAAGGGACUUCCUGAUUGGGAAGAAGAGGAGAAAGUACAUCUUGGUGAAGAGCUCUCAGAUGUUUUGCUAUACCUUGUUAGGCUCUCUGAUAUCUGUGGCAUUGACCUAGGCAAAGCAGCUCUGAGGAAAGUUGGACUCAAUGCCAUCAAAUACCCAGUGGGCAUCAAGGACUCUUCCAAGGAAAUACAGCAACAUCAAUAA
Messenger RNA from Dovyalis caffra, 417 nucleotides. NCBI's taxonomy places the organism in Eukaryota, Viridiplantae, Streptophyta, Magnoliopsida, Malpighiales, Salicaceae. The record is from the annotation of a GenBank genome assembly.